UAUGAAAAGCCUAUUUCCUAAGUGUAAUUAAUUAAUUUCAGUGGCUGCUGCUGCUGCGCUGCAGACUGCAGAAUUUGCAUUGGCAUCCCCACAUCCAUCCAUCCAUUCGUUCAUUCGAAUCAGUUUAUCUUUUGCCCUGUCGUCGUGUGCACGUUUCAAAACCGAUUAAAAUCGGGGACUAUUCAAAAGAUUUCUUCGAUAUAUAUAUUUUGGAAUAAAAAGAGUUGGUAGAAAAUAAAUCUUUAAAACUGGACAACAUUUUUGAGGACUGUCAGCAGCGGCAGCAAUUUCACAAAAUGUCUCACGGCGAGCGAAAAGGUCGCCUCAAUGUGGUCAAGUUCCUGGAGUUGGGUUUUGCCGUGGCGUGUCUAGUGCUACAUUUCUAUAGCUUUAAUGAUCGGGAUAUAAUGACAUCGUUUCUGGCCACAGGUACCUUUACGGGCUAUAUAAUAGUGGUAAUUGGAGUAUUUGCAGGGGUUUUAAUGCGUGCACCCAUACACAAACGCAUCGAUAUUUUCUUCAGUGUCCUUGGCUGCACUCUAUUUGUGGCCAGCGGUGUAUUCAUCAUCGAAGCCUGGGAGUUUUCCUUCAGAACUCGAACCCGAGACUUGGCCCUCAUCAAGGCCUCGCUAUCCAUUGUGAAUGGUGUACUCUUUGGAUUCGAUGCCGUCUUUACAUUUCGCGAUAAAUGAGUCCGAGAUGAUCAAGGGAGGAGGAAACCGGCCUAAUCAUUUAUCAUCAUUGAAAAACAACAAUUAUAUCGCAUCGUAAACAUACCUAAAGCCAUAAUAUUAAAAGUUUUGGAAUAACAGCUUGAGGAGAGCUUCUUUUAAUGCAUUUAAUAGUUGUAAGUCUACCGAAUAUUCUUUCUCUGCUUCUAUUUAUAAUUUCGAAAAACACAUACAUCCGUUUAACGUUAAUAUAUUUGUAUAUUUAAGCAUAUUUUUCUUUUUUUUUUUUGUUUG
Molecule: messenger RNA, 965 nt
Organism: Drosophila serrata
Lineage: Eukaryota; Metazoa; Arthropoda; Insecta; Diptera; Drosophilidae
Biological process (GO): septate junction assembly
Cellular component (GO): plasma membrane
Source: RefSeq, a predicted model, not a curated record